Messenger RNA from Rotaria sp. Silwood1, 1758 nucleotides. NCBI's taxonomy places the organism in Eukaryota, Metazoa, Rotifera, Eurotatoria, Philodinida, Philodinidae. The record is from the annotation of a GenBank genome assembly.
AUGGCUGAGCAUUGCUUAUCUAGCUCAACUGAUAUUCCGUCCGCAUUACAUGUAAAUAAAGAAUUGAAUUCAUCGGACACUCCUGAUGUCAAUUAUCUUAUUCGUCGUUCACUGUCAAACAAACUUAAUGUUAGUGCUAUGACAUCAGCACCAUCAACAAAUACGACACUGUCAUCAGCAUCAUCGACAGGCUCACUAACAAUUUAUUGUAUUGAGACAGGUUCUAUUGCACAAUCAAUUCGUCGUCGACAGUCACUAACUAAUACGACAGUACUAUCUAAUAAUGUUGAGAUUACUACUACUUCUAUUGAUGAAGGUCGUCUACCCAAUGAUAACGAUAAGCCACAAGAACAACUGACAGAUGUUGAAAAGACUGCUACUGUAAGUGAGGGUGAUAAUGAAUCGUUUGACGAUGAUGACGAUGAAACACUCAUUGACGAUUCACUCUAUCCACAAUCAUUUCCAACACCACCAAAUUAUGUUAGUUCACCUUGUCCAAUUUGUUUGGAACCAGCAGUAUUACAAGUAUCUCCAUGUUGUUAUUUCCUUUGUUGUAAUAGUUGUUGGCGUGCACACAUAUCAUCUAUAAUAAAUGAUGGUCGAAUUAAAAUCCCUUGUGUAGCUAAUGAAUGUAACAAAUAUUUAACAAGGGAAUCAAUAGUAAAUUUUGUUCGAUAUGAUCCUCCAUUGCAUGAACGUUAUCUUAAAUUAUACUUAGCUGUUAAUCAAAAUCCGCGUGCUAAGACAUGUCCUCGUUGUUGUCAUCUCUAUUCAUUGGAUACAAUAAAAUCUAUUCCAUUAGAAAAAACUAAAAAAUGGAAAAAAGACAAUAAUAAAAAAAUUCCAAAACAAGUUCAAUGUUCUGAAUGUUCACUUGUUUGGUGUUUUCGUUGUUCAGCACCUUGGCAUGAAAAUAUGACAUGUAAACAAUUUAUUAAAGGUGAUAAACUUUUAUUAAAAUGGAUCAAUCAAAAAAAUGAAGAACAAUGGAAUGCAAGAAAAUGUCCAAAAUGUUCUUCACUUAUACAACGUUGUCCUCAUAUGACAUGCCAAUCAUGUUCAUGUGAAUUUUGUUAUUUAUGUGGUAGACGUUAUUAUCAAAUUCCGUUUAUUGGUCAACAUAGUAACAGAUUCAGUAUGUUUGGAUGUCCAUAUAAUUUUUAUCCUGAAAAACCAUGGCUUCGACGUACAAUACGUGGUAUGAUUGCAACCGGUGUUGUUGUUGCUUCACCUAUAAUUGUAGCUGGUGUUGUAACUGCAGCUGUAACUGUUUUACCACCAUUUGGAAUAUAUAAACUUGUUCGACAUACACGUGCUCGUCGUCGUGCACAUGCAGCAGCUAAUUUUCCUAUUGGUGAACCAUUUUUAAUUGAAACUGAUCUUGAUGAUCCACCAGUAUUACCACAUGGAACAUUUACAUUUGAUUUACAUGGCGAUCCAACAGUUCAUAUGAUGCGUGUUUUAAGACAUCAUUUUGAAGAAUCAUCUACAACACAUAUGUUAGAUGACGAUGAUACAGAAAUUAGUGAUAAUGAAAUUAAUAAAGAUUUCCCAUUAGCAAUAUUUGCUAAUAUGGAUAUUGAACAUUUAAUAUCUGAUGAUAAUGAUGAAUUCAAUAGUUCUCCGUUAGAUUUUCGUACAUGUCCAACAACACCAGCUUCAGCUAUACGAAAAGGUCUUAGUCGAAGUUUAAAUAAUUUAACAGUGACUUAUAAUUCAUCUAUUAGUCGUCAUCAUUCAAUGAAUAAAGAACAUUAA